This is a messenger RNA of Umbelopsis ramanniana AG, 1444 nucleotides long. RefSeq lists its product as uncharacterized. Gene Ontology annotation, biological process: mitochondrial transmembrane transport. NCBI's taxonomy places the organism in Eukaryota, Fungi, Mucoromycota, Umbelopsidomycetes, Umbelopsidales, Umbelopsidaceae. The coding region runs from base 78 to 1184 and encodes 368 amino acids. The transcript is spliced from 4 exons. The record is from RefSeq and is a predicted model, not a curated record.
AAUUUUUUAUUUUUGUUUUAUUUUCUUCUCCCCCGGGCUUUUUCAGCAACACUUCUCACAGGCACAAAAAAUACAUUAUGUCUACUAAUCACAACGCGAUACAGUCCACGACUACCUACGAGAAAAUAGCCUCGGCAUGCACUGGUGCUAUCCUGACAUCCAUCCUGGUGACACCCAUGGACGUUGUCAAAAUGCGACUACAAACACAAGCCAUGAAUGCAGCGGCUGCCCAGAAUUACAAAUCAGCAAAGUCGUUCUCCUCCGUCUGCUGCAUGCCCGCCGACUUGAAGAAAGUAGCGGGAGAGGUCUGCAAAUGGAACACCAUUCCACGACAUGAGCGAAAGCGCCUUUCUCCUACUAAACUUCGGGCAGCAGCUAUGCACGAAUGUAGUCAUGGAGUAUUACGUUUGGAUGCAGCCAGCCGUGCCUCUCGACCCUCCGGUGGUAUUCUGGAUGGUGUUACUAAUAUCAUCAGACAAGAAGGUCCCACAUCUCUUUGGAGAGGAUUGUCUCCCGCCCUGGUGAUGUCUGUUCCUGGAAAUAUCAUCUACUUUGUAGGCUAUGAUUAUCUUCGAAAUGCCAUCAAGGAUUGGACUGUUUACAAGCAGAAAGAUUAUGCCCCUCUUAUUGCUGGAGGUGCUGCCCGAGUGGUGGCUGUCACGGCUAUUUCGCCCAUUGAACUCUUCCGGACUCGCCUUCAAGCUGCCAAAGGUGUUGAUGGCUUUGCCUCUGUGAUGAAUGGAGUAGUCAAGCUGGUGGAAAAAGAAGGCGCAAAGGCCCUUUGGCGAGGUCUCCCUCCCACUCUUUGGAGAGAUGUGCCUUUCUCAGCGUUGUAUUGGAUGGGCUAUGAAGAAAUGAAAGCGUCUUUGAGCACAACAGGCAUGAGCGACUUCAAUCAAUCCUUCUUGGCCGGCGCGUCGUCGGGCAUGUUUGCCGCCAUGGUCACCACCCCGUUUGAUGUGGUCAAAUCGCGACGACAAAUUGAUGCUGGUCGAGAUGUUCCAAUGUUUAAGGAUAUUCGUGUCCCAGCCAUGUUACGACAAAUUAUUCAGCAAGAAGGAUAUCAAGGAUUGUUCCGAGGCCUAACCCCUAGAAUUGCCAAAGUUGCUCCGUCCUGCGCUAUCAUGAUCAGCUCUUAUGAAGUUGGAAAAUCCUUCUUUGCCAAAUCACGCGAACAACUUUGAAUACCUAUAUAACGUUUACCAUAGAAAAUCCCCUUAGAGACAAAAGCAUCAUUCCUCCCUCCACUGUAAAAUAUCGUUCCUCACUCUCCCUUUCUACUACAAUACCCACACUUCUCAGUCCCUUGGGACACCCUUUCUCACUCAUUAAUGCCUACCAUGCAUGAUCUAAGCCAUGCUGACGCCUUCUUACGUAUUUGGAAAAAAAAAUGGUCCACCUUACCGUUUAACAAACACACGUUGGUGACACUCUGAGUCUAUGA